Molecule: messenger RNA, 1578 nt
Organism: Scleropages formosus (Asian bonytongue)
Lineage: Eukaryota; Metazoa; Chordata; Actinopteri; Osteoglossiformes; Osteoglossidae
Gene: kcnv2a
Product: potassium channel, subfamily V, member 2a
Exons: 2
Coding region: 1-1578 (525 amino acids)
Biological process (GO): protein homooligomerization; action potential; potassium ion transmembrane transport
Cellular component (GO): voltage-gated potassium channel complex; membrane
Molecular function (GO): voltage-gated potassium channel activity
Source: RefSeq, a predicted model, not a curated record
AUGCUGAAGAUUAAGGGCAGGCGCAGGAGCCUAUUCCCCAACUACAAAGUUGGUGUUCCAAGUCAAGGGGCCAAUAACAAUGAAGAUGAUCAUGACCUUCCCUUUGCCAAGAGCAGCUGUGUAAAGCAAUGGAACUCCAUGCAGGAGCUGAGCCGGGACAUUUACGACAUUCAUGCAGAAGAUGAGGAUGACUACGAUGAGAGACUAAGCCCAGCUAUGGGGCUGGGGUCACCAUCCAAGAACUACAUGCUCAACAUUAAUGUGGGGGGUAAAGUGUAUCAGAUCUCAUACAGGGCGGCAGCCAGGUAUCCAAAAACCCGGAUUGGACGACUGGCUACCUACACGGACCACAACAGGAAAUUGGAUCUCUGUGAUGAUUACAUUGUCCAGAAUAAUGAGUACUUUUUCGACAGAGACCCAGACAUUUUCCAUUGCAUCUUCAAUUUUUAUCGCACUGGCGUUCUCUGGAUAAAGGAUGAGCUUUGUCCCCGAAACUUCCUGGAGGAGAUCAACUACUGGGGGGUUCGGAUAAAGAACACCCACCGCUGUUGCCGUAUCUCCUUUGAAGAAAGGCAGGAUGAACUAAACGAGCAACUGAAGGUACAGCGUGAGCUGCAAGCAGAGGUGGAAAUCGAAGAGAAUGAAGAGUUGUUUCGGGGGAUGGCAUUUGGCCAAACUCGUCGGGUUAUCUGGAACCUAAUGGAGAAGCCUUUUUCCUCAGUCACAGCCAAGCUCAUGGCAGUGGCCUCCAGCUUUUUUGUCCUGGUGUCCCUCGUGGCCAUGACACUAAACACAGUGGAGGAAAUGCAGUAUCAGACAGCUGCAGGCCAACGAAGUGGACGGACCUACGGAGAGUACGUAGAGACCUUCUGCAUCGCCUUCUUUACUGUUGAGUUCCUGCUGCGCCUGGUGUCCACACCAGAUCUUUGGCACUUUUGCAAGAGUGUACUCAAUGCUGUAGACCUGAUUGCCAUCCUGCCCCUGUACCUGCAGGUGGCUCUGGAAUACUUUGAGAAUGAGGAUUACGGUCGGCAUGACCACGACAUUGAGACUGUGGGGCGAGUGGGCAAGGUGGGUCAGGUACUACGCAUCAUGCGGCUCAUGAGAAUCUUUCGAAUCCUGAAGCUGGCUCGCCAUUCAACGGGUCUGCGGGCCUUUGGCUUCACUCUGCGCCAGUGCUACCAGCAGGUGGGGUGCCUCUUCCUCUUCAUUGCCAUGGGUAUCCUCACCUUCUCGGCCAUGGUCUACACAGUUGAGCACGAUGUCCACAAGACCAACUUCACCAGCAUUCCCCACUCCUGGUGGUGGGCGGCGGUGAGCAUCUCCACGGUGGGCUACGGGGACGUGUUUCCGGAGACCCAUCUGGGUCGGCUUUUUGCUUUUGCUUGUAUCUCCUUCGGGAUCAUCUUAAACGGGAUGCCCAUCUCCAUCCUCUACAACAAGUUCUCAGACUACUACAACAAGCUGAAGUCCCAUGAGUAUACUUCCAGCCUAAAGAACCGGGGCAAGGUUAGGUUCACCAAGAGGGCAGUUAGGAAGAUUGGAGAGUACUGCGAGGAGGUCAUUAGGGCACAUUAG